Molecule: messenger RNA, 729 nt
Organism: Brassica oleracea var. oleracea
Lineage: Eukaryota; Viridiplantae; Streptophyta; Magnoliopsida; Brassicales; Brassicaceae
Exons: 1
Coding region: 1-729 (242 amino acids)
Molecular function (GO): protein binding
Source: RefSeq, a predicted model, not a curated record
AUGACACAAUUCCCGAUCCUCGAUCUCCCUUCAGUGGUCCAAGCAUUGGUGGUCGAACGCGUUGCAAAUAACUCUUUCGCAGAUCUCUAUAGACUCCGAUCUACUUGCAAGUCUAUGCGUGCGUUGGCAGACGACGGUGGGGUGUAUGCUUCCUUUGAUUUAUAUAACUACCCUUGGUACCUUGGCACGCAACAUUUAUUGUUAAGAAGAUGCUAUGAGGAGGGUAAUCCAAGUACUCUUUACGUCAAGGGUGUGGAGUAUUUCUACGGGUUAGACCGUCUAGAUCAAGGACUUCGUUUGUUAAAGAGAGUAGUGGAUGCAGGAUACGAGCGAGCGUUGUAUACCUAUGCAAUGACUCGCCAAAUUUUCUGGGAGGAUGAGGAGUACGUUUCUCGUUUCACAAGAGAAUCCGUUGGUAGAAUGGGAAUGGUGGUUAGAAAUGAAGAUCCGAUAUGGUUCAACAAUGAGAACGACCAGUUCAUAACAAAGAGGCAUUUGUUCAUGUCAACAGUCGUCCCCUUGUGUUAUAGUUGCCAGUGUUCACCAUGCUUGGACCGGGAUUGGGUUCUUUGGUACAUUGAGCACAACAAGGCUGGAGACAUGUGUAAUUGCUGCUUCUGGAUUAAAGAGGUUGCUCUUUUUUACGGGAUUUUCAGUGUUGCACUGGUUUUCCUGAUUUCGACACAUGGCAGUAAUGCUUCAUUGUUGUAUUACCUUUGCACUACAUAA